UGUUUAUAAAAUAAAUCUAUAUAAGAAUAAUUUCAAAAGCUCUUAAAUAUUUUUUUCUACUUAAAUUAUAAUGAUGUAUAUUUUAAACUAUACACAAUAUGAAAUUACAAUUUAAAUCCAUAUAAAAAUUACUUUACAUUUGUGUGUGUGUGUGUGUGUUUUGGGCCAGUAAUGCUGUUGAUCAAGUAGAAAUCCGAAUUAGUCAGAAAAAAAUAAAUAAAUGUAAUGUUAGCAUAAUUACAAAUUCUUGCAUUGCAAGCCUUUUCUUGCAUACUUAAAAGAAUAUUCGGUAGCGCUUUAUUUUACAGUCCUGUUCCUCAUGUACAUACUAUACUUAUUAUAGUAAUUACAAUAACUAUGUAAUAACUAGGUACUAACCCUGAACCUACCCCUAAAUGUAGUUACCUUGUGUUACCAGAACUUUCUUAGAUAAAUACACUGUAAGUACACUAUAAGUACAUGCUAGUACAAGUACUGUAAAAUAAAGUGCAACCGAAUAUUCUCAACCUCAGGGAACACGUCUGUCCAAAUACUUGUUGAAUUGGGGAAAUUAUAAUGCAAAGUAGCUCAAAACUAUCUCGAAACUUCUCAGCAGUGUAUUCUAGAAACUGUGACUCAGCCUUCUCUUUUAAUGUGACGUUUGUCUGGUCAGAAACAAAAAGGACCCUUAUCUUUUGGUGCACAGUCUUCCUGUGAGCACAAACGUCCUGUUCUGCUGAGAUACCGUCAGAAUGGGUGGCAGCAUGUAGACGACUUUUACUGUUCCUGACUACUGUGAAAUUGGCCCCUCAUUGGAUUUCAUGUCCAGAAAGUCCCACAUGAAUAAUUUACAAUGCGUUUAUACUGGGAUGGGAGUAUAAAGACAGUGGUUUGAGAAGGACUAAGUGAUGGAGCAGGGGUCAGAGGAGAACAUGGAGAGCUCAUGGACUCUGCUCUCAUGGCUGGCAUCUGGAGUGAUGGUGUUUGGAAGUGCGGUUCCUUACAUCCCCCAGUACCAGGAGAUCCAGAGGACCAAUAACACAGAGGGUUUCUCAACAAGAGUCUGUCUGGUGCUGCUCGUUGCUAAUAUACUUCGCAUUUUCUUCUGGAUAGGCAAACAGUUUGAGCUGCCUUUGCUCCUGCAGAGUGUGGUGAUGAUUCUCACCAUGUUGGCAAUGCUACAUUUGUGCUGUUCCAUCCAGAGCAGCAACCGUGUCAGUACUAAACAGCACCACAUCACAGAUUUAGACCUUCGGUAUUUUUGGAGCUGGAGUUCUUUUGAGGACUAUCUGAUGUUCUGCUUUGCCUUCACGCUGCUGUGUGCUUUCGUAACGUUCCUCUUUCUGGACUGGGUUCUGUUUGUGGAGGGCCUGGGCUCUUUUGCUGUAAUGUUUGAAGCCAUGUUGGGACUGCCUCAGCUGCUGCAGAACUACAACAACCGCUCCACCCGAGGAAUGAGCGUAAAGAUGGUGCUUUUAUGGACUGCUGGUGACAUCUUUAAGACCAUGUAUUUCGUGAUCAAUGAAAGCCCCACCCAGUUUGUGGUCUGUGGUGCAGUACAGAUCUUAAUUGACAUUGCCAUUCUGCUCCAGGUGGGCUACUACAGCCAGGACACCAGAAUCAAACUGGGCUGAGGUCACUACAAUAAAGAUGGUGAUCAACACUCCUAAAUAAGGAUAAACUAUAUGCUUUUACGUUUACCAAAAAAA
This is a messenger RNA of Carassius gibelio (silver crucian carp), 1688 nucleotides long. RefSeq names its product solute carrier family 66 member 2. Gene Ontology annotation, biological process: retrograde transport, endosome to Golgi; phospholipid translocation. The transcript is spliced from 5 exons. Lineage: Eukaryota; Metazoa; Chordata; Actinopteri; Cypriniformes; Cyprinidae. Gene Ontology annotation, cellular component: endosome; trans-Golgi network. The record is from RefSeq and is a predicted model, not a curated record. The coding region runs from base 888 to 1613 and encodes 241 amino acids.